AUGUUAUACGACUCGUUGAUCAUCGGCGGCGGGCCCGCAGGCUUGUCUGCCGCCCUCGCUCUCGGCCGCAUCCGCCGCAGCACCCUCAUCUUCGACUCUGGCCACUACCGCAACCGUGGCGUGACUGCCAUGCACACGGUCCUGUCUCGCGAUGGCACGCCUCCUAGUCAAUUCCGUGCCAUUGCCCGUGAGCAGAUGGCGCCCUACACCUCCAUUGAGUUCCAGGAAGCCACCAUCGUCUCGGUCCAAAACACCGAGGUCGAACCCGGCUAUCUGGGCUUCAAGGCCGUCGGCUCCAACAACAACACCUUUGCUGGCCGGAAGUUGAUCCUCGCCACCGGCACCGAGGACGUCCUGCCUGACCACAUUGAAGGCUUUCUGGACAAUUGGCCGGAGCAUAUCUACCAAUGUCUCUUCUGCGAUGGCUUCGAGCAGAAGGGCUACCCCAUCGGGGUCCUGGGCUAUCCCCACCCCAGCUACAAUCAUCUCGCCAUGAUGGCGCUCCCAUUCAACCGGGACGACGUGACCAUCUACAGCAACGGCGCCGUGUCCUCGGAUGCUGCGGUCCAACAGGCGCUCAAGACGGCGCUGGCCAGCAACGUCAAGCUCGACACGCGGCCGGUCAAGCGCCUCGUCAACAACGGCGAGGGCCCGGAAAACGGCAUCACGGUGGAAUUUGAGACGGGACCCAGUGCCAAGUUGGGCAUGCUGCUGCACAGACCUCCGACGCGCAACAGGGCCCAGAAUCUGAUCGACCAGCUAGGGCUGAAGACGGGCGAGGGCAGCGGCGAGGUCGUUGUCGAUCCUACGUUUGCCGAGUCCAGCGUCAAGGGCUGCUUCGUGGCCGGCGACUCGUCGGAGCUGGUGAAGCAGGUCGCGCUGGCUAUGGGAGCUGGCGUUCGCGCGGCUGCUGGCGUCUCACUGCAGCUGUGUAACGAGGAGGGCGCAAGGGCCCUAGCUCUGGCGGAAAGCAGCCACCUUUAG
Messenger RNA from Aplosporella prunicola CBS 121167, 984 nucleotides. RefSeq lists its product as uncharacterized. The transcript has 3 exons. Gene Ontology annotation, molecular function: oxidoreductase activity. The record is from RefSeq and is a predicted model, not a curated record. The coding region runs from base 1 to 984 and encodes 327 amino acids. Lineage: Eukaryota; Fungi; Ascomycota; Dothideomycetes; Botryosphaeriales; Aplosporellaceae.